Molecule: messenger RNA, 1818 nt
Organism: Zygosaccharomyces rouxii
Lineage: Eukaryota; Fungi; Ascomycota; Saccharomycetes; Saccharomycetales; Saccharomycetaceae
Gene: RAD24
Product: Rad24p
Exons: 1
Coding region: 1-1818 (605 amino acids)
Biological process (GO): DNA repair; mitotic DNA replication checkpoint signaling; DNA damage checkpoint signaling
Molecular function (GO): chromatin binding
Source: RefSeq, a predicted model, not a curated record
AUGGUUAAGAACAAACCACCUGCAAUUCAACGAAGUAUAUCUGAGUUGAGCUCUCGAAUCAGCAGUAUAUCGCCCUCGAAAAGGAUUAUACAGGAAAGAGAGGAGAGUAACAACCAAAAUGGUGUUGAUGAACCAUGGUAUGUGAAAUAUGCUCCUAAGAAGCUAGAAGAAGUUGCUAUUCAUAAGAAGAAACUACAAGAUGUGUGUCAAAUUUUAGAAUCCAUGUUGAAAAGUAGUACUUACGGUAUUGAUGAUGGACCUCGAAUCCUUUUAAUGACGGGUCCUAGUGGAUGUUCCAAGUCUACAACUACGUACAAAUUGGCUGAAGAAUUGGUACCGAAAUAUAGAGGCAGUGGAUUUCAGAUGCUUCGAUCUGAUAGGAAAGGGAGCCAUGUAGUAGAAUUUGUAGAAACUGACAAUUUCCAAGAAUUUUUAGUAGAAGCCAAAUAUCUUCGAGGGCCUAAUCUUUCAGUGGUUUUAAUAGAGGAUUUGCCUAACAUUUUCCAUACUGAUACGAGGCAUGCGUUUCAAAAAUCAUUGCUUGAGUGGUUGUAUUCACCGGAGGUUGGUUCACCACCGCUUGUCAUUUGUAUUACAGAGUGUUCUCUAGGGAAUGAAAAUUCACAAGGAUUUGGUGUAGAUUACAAUUUUACCGCAGAAUCUGUACUUGGUAGGGAGAUUUUAGCUCAUCCUAAACUGGCUAGAAUUAAGUUUAAUCCGAUUAAUACCACUUUGAUGAAAAAACAUUUAAGAUCGAAAUGUCAAGAAAAUCGAAAAUUAUUGAUUCAGAAUGGUAAAUGGAAUUCAAAGGAUUUAGUGAUUGAUCAGUUGGCAAGUACGACGGGAGACAUUCGAUCUGCGAUUGCAAAUCUACAAUAUUGGGCAACAUCAAGUGUGGAAGUUCCGUUGGACACUAGGGAGGAAUCACUAACUUAUUUUCAUACCAUUGGUAAAAUUCUACAUGGAUCUCGUGAAUGUGAUGACAAUGAGAUGAUCAAUCAAUUAACAUUUAAUUCUAAAUCUCAUCUGGCUAAUGAUAAUUUCCGUCUUGGAUUAUUAGAGAAUUACAGUCUAGUCAAUGGGGGCCAAGUCCCAUUAUCAAACGUUUGUGAGAUUGUGGAUAGUUUGAGUCAAAGUGAUUCUAUGGGUAUGAACUCAGAAUCCAUAGAAUUUGCUUUGAGGAAAGUAAGAAAUCAACUUGGUUCUGUAACGAAAACACACACUUCUAACAAGGCCAAUUUCCCGCGAGAAUGGAAGAUACGACAAUUACAAUUAGAAUUUCAAGUCGAUAGCGAAGACUAUACGAAUGUUGAUUUUUACAAAUAUCACCAAGUUAGAACUAAAAGAGAUUUGCAGCUGUACUACACCCACUACGGUCCACUGAUAAGAUCGCGAAGAAACUACAAAAGGAAUUCACUGAACUAUUACAUCGAGAAUCUAAAUCCAAAUGCCCAAUCUGUUGUCACCAGCCAAAACAUGGAUGUUUUACAGGUAGACCCCAAUAUAGAUCAUUUGGAGAGGAUCGGAGGUCCCAUAAAAAGUGUAGAGGAGCAACAGGAAUUGGUCACUAAUGAUGAUAGUGAGAAUUGGAGGAAGAAUUCCCUUGAUCAAAUGAAACAGAAACGAGACCAUAAAUUAUCGCAGUUACUAGCAUUACAUACAGAGAAUGAAGCAGAGGAAGAAAUGGAGGAUUUUGAUGAACCUAUCGUGGACAGCGAAGCGGAAGAUGAUGAUGAUUCUUCGCUUUACGAUCUGUUGUCGCAGAGACAUCCUGAAAUCAACGAAUCAUUAUCUGAUUCGGAUUUAGAAGAUCUUUAA